Molecule: messenger RNA, 4133 nt
Organism: Effrenium voratum
Lineage: Eukaryota; Dinophyceae; Suessiales; Symbiodiniaceae
Source: the annotation of a GenBank genome assembly
ACAGCCGAAACUGCAACUUCCGGGCAAUGGCGCUAGCCAGUGACUUCAGUAGCUUGCACCUGUCGCACUCGAAGGCGCACAAUGGCUCCCCGGACUCACGCAGUGGCAGGGUGUCGAAGGUGGCAUCCGUGGCAACCAAUGUGAUGAAAUUACGCAAGUCUGGAAUGACCAGCUUCUUUACCGAUGAGUCUGACACCGCUGACUCUGCUGCUAGGCUGGAUAGGGAGAUGCUUCGAAAGCGAAUUUUAUUGGAAUCGAAAAUGGUCAACAUGCUGCCACGGUUCGUGGCUUUUCUCGCGACAUUUCUUUUGUUCAUCGCGAUCCAACAGGUGGAAUUCGAUCCGGCCAGCUUUGCGGGAAUCCACUUGCGCCUGCACGACCAUUUUCACGUAAAAGAUGUUUACAAGGUCACUCAAAUCCCCGAGCUGAUCGAAUAUUUGGAUUCCUACGUAGUCUCCACCGUGCAGCUCAAUCCGUUGGACAUCUACCACUGGUGUGCUGAAGAUGAUGUAUUACCACUUCCCGUCAACCGAAUUCGAUGCCGCCGCGAUCAAGGACAGCUAGAGGACAAGGCGUUCAUCGAGCACUACUCCAUGAGCUCCAUGCGACUGCAGGAUGCAGAAAGCGCAGCGAUGUACUCCAUGGUCAAGGAGAUCCGCGACGCAACGGCGCGGCGGCUGGAGGCAACAGCUCCGAGAAAUACAUCGCAGGCGACCAGCCAGAAGUCGACCUCCCGGCGCCUCCCGCAGAAGAGUCGCAUGACGGUGACCUUGCGAAGCCCAGAGGAAGCGCAGCAAGAAGCGGCGGCAGCCCGGCAACCCGCCGCGUGGUCAGUCAACACCUCCGGUGUGGUGGGCUUCGCCUUGAACGGUGUCUUGCUUGUGGGUGCCCACCAUCAUCGCGGCAAAGCGGUCCCCACAUCGUGGCAUUUCGAUGACUGUGGCGGACAUGUGGAUGCUGCAGGGCAGUACCACUACCACUUCCCGCCUUCCUGUUUCCUCGGCCAUCAAGGCCAUGUGGCUCCUGGGCGUGCGGAUUGGUGGACCCAAGAAGAUCCCGUCGAUUUCUGGCCAAGUCGCUCGAAGCCAUCACCGAUUCUGGGGUAUGCCUUGGACGGAAUCCCCAUCCACGGGCCUUACGGGGCAGAUGGACGCCUUGUGAACAUUUCGGAGCUCGAUGAGUGCAAUGGACGUACUGUCACGGAAAAUGGCAAGGAGGAAUAUCACUAUGUUUGGUCCGUCCAGGACCCCUUCCUGCCUCGCUGCUUUCGACUGAAGCCGGCGCGAAUCCAGCGGAACAGCGUCAGUGAGGCAUGCAAUGUCAGAGGCGAGCUUGGCCCUCACUUGGCCCCAGCGGGCCAAGCCUGGCAAUUGCAGUCCCACGGCUGUCCUGACCAUCCGUACUUCACCAACCCUACGAGGUCGAAACAAGUUGCUGACGUGCUGGACCAGCUUGCAGCGCAGAGGCGUUUGCAGGGUGUGAGCUCAGGAAGCUCGACUUCCACUAGCUCCUGUUGCGCUGGAUGCAGCGCUGGCAGCAGCACUGGCUGCUGCACUGGCUGCGGCACAUCCUGUUGUGCUGGUGGCACUACGAGCUGCACUGGCGGAUGUGGCACUGGCUGCAAUGCUGGCUGCGGCACCGGCUGUGGCACUGCUUGCAGCACUGGCUGCAAUGCUGGCACUGGCUGUGGCACCGGCUGCGGCACGGGCUGCGGCACGGGCUGCAGUACUGGCUGCGGCACUGGCUGCAGCACUGGCUGCGGCACUGGCUGCGGCACUGGUUGUGGCACUGGCUGGACGAAUGGGUGCCACACUGGCUGUAGUGCUGGCUGCGGCACUGGCUGCGGCACUGGCUGUGGCACUGGCUGUGGCACUGGCUGUGGCACCGGCUGCGGCACCGGCUGCGGCACUGGCUGUGGCACUGGCUGUGGCACUGGCUGUUUUGGAUGCGGCGGCUGCUGGUCAGGUAGCUGCUGCGCCGGCGAGUGCGUGGUCGUUGACAUCUUCAAUCCUUGCGACGCAGGCUUUGAUGCUGGUCCCCCACCUCCACCGCCAAAGACCUUCGUACGUUACAAGCCGUUCUCGAUGUCUGCGUCCGCCGUCGGUUUUCCCAUGAUUUGUCAAUCCCGGCGGGUGGAGAAAGAUUGUGACUCUAGCUUCGUGGAUGGCUACAACGCUCAGGCGCCCAACCCGGUCUACCGCGCUCCAAUGAAUGCUCCAAGGAACUCCUCCAUCCUGCGAUGCAGAGGGGACGAGUAUUGCAAUGAUCCGCAUCUUGGAUAUUCACCUACAGUACAAGAUGGCGUGCCAUACUACUGUGUCUUCGCCUCUUCCGACAUUUUGGUCAAGAUCAGAGAGUUUGAGUGGAUCGAUGACCUCACCAGCGAAGUUUUUGUAUCCAGUUUCAUCUACUUUUCCAAUGCUGACGCGAUCUCGUUGAUGCGAUUCAACUUCCAGCUUCUAGACACUGGUCGCAUCGCGGCGGAAAGCAUCAUGAACACCCACAGCGUGCUGCAGGAUACCUCCCGCUGGAGCACCUUUCUGAUGCUGCAGACCGCUUUCCUGAUGCUCGUGUCUGCCCAGAUCUGCCACAAGUUUGUUAAGAGCAUGAGGGGGCAGAAGCGCUUCUUCUCUUUCGAUGGCCUCCUUCUAUUGAUGCUGGGUGCCUUUGGCGCUGUUGACCUGCUCUCGAAGGUGGCCGGUGAAGAUACGACCAUGACCGGCCUGCUGGACUUGCUACACCAGAUCUUGGAUGUGGAUGACCCGACAAGUCGAGCAACCGUGGAGAUGGCGAUCAACGGCUCCUUCGACACCCUCGGCGUCAUCAAGACAACCGUGGCGCGACAGGAGAUGAUGAAGCUUAUCGCGUAUGUGAUUGUCUUCAUGUGCCUUCUGAGGCUUAUCCAGUACAUGGAAGUGCACCCGCGCAUUGACUUGAUCGCUCGCACUGUCAAGACUGCCGCUGGGGACAUGUUCCACUUCUUCCUCAUUUUCUUGUCCGUUUUUUCGAUCCUUGCCUGGCUGGCCCAUUGGUCCUUCGGACCAGACAAGAUCAUGUUCUCCACAUUCCAGACCUCUGUAAACACCUGCUUUCAGAUGCUGAUCGGAGAAUACCCAUUCGAGGAUGAAUGGACGGAAGGUUGGCCGCAGAAGAUUUGGUACGUGCUGUACACUUUCCUGCUUUUCCUUGUGUCGCUGAACAUUCUGCUUGCCAUCAUUGUGGAAAGUUUCCUCAGGGUGAAGCAGGAGACCGAUGAACGUCGUGAAGUGCGAAGCAUUUGUCAGGACAUGUUUUGCUUGGCAGCACGGGGCAUUUUGUCACUGCACUACGGAUGGCCGUCCACUCGCAGCAUUGUGGCGCACAUAGAGGCCACGCGCCUGGGGGGAGGGUCUGUCAGCGCCAAAGAGCUCGCGUACUCGGAGCAUGCGAAGUUCACCAGCCAGGAAGCUGCCACAGAGUUUAUGCGGUUCUACCACUGGCCCCCGGGCCGGUAUGAGCGGACUCUGAUGUUCUUGGGGCCAUGCAUCCUGGAUACCAAGGGCCGCGAGUUCGAGGAGUAUCGCAAGUUCGUCCUGGAAUACAUGACAGAUGAUAAGCUCCGCCCGGUGCUGUCCAUGAACUUCCGAAAGUUUAUGCAGGUGGUGGUUCGGAUUCAGUCUGCCAUCAGGCGGCGUUUGGCCGUGAAGCGCGCCCGGCAGUUGAGGCAGAAGCAGGAUCGAAGAUCAUGGCGAAGCGAAGAAGUUGCGGAUUUGCAAAGCAAAACCGAUGACCAAGUCCGGGAGUUUGCAUCCAGGCUCCGAAUCCAGCCGCAGAUAGUUGAAGCUUUGCUCCUGGUCAGAGGGAGCAGCUCCAGUUCAGCCUCAGCGGAGGAGCUGAACAAACGCCCCUUGGGGGUUAGCACGAUUUUAGUAUGAAGGGGUCGACCUUUCAUGCCAAUUCGAUUGUGCAUUGGUCCAUUGGCACGUGUGGAGCCAUGGGCAUUGCAGAUACAAGCCAGAUGUAAUGUAACCGAUGCAUGGCUUGAAUGCAUCAAAGAUGAACAAGCACCUUCCCGCCCAAGCUUCAGAGGGGUUCUGAGCUGCUGGAAAGGUGCCAGCACAAGCAGGAAAUGCCUCAGAGCCUUCCGUAGUCGC